Messenger RNA from Chondrus crispus (carragheen), 882 nucleotides. RefSeq lists its product as hypothetical. Bases 1 to 882 code for a protein of 293 amino acids. Lineage: Eukaryota; Rhodophyta; Florideophyceae; Gigartinales; Gigartinaceae. The record is from RefSeq and is a predicted model, not a curated record. The transcript has a single exon.
AUGCUGUUAUUCUGGAACCAACUCAAGAGAAGCACCACUGUCGGUCCGAAAUACUUUUUGAAGUUGGAAGAGUCGUCGCGAACGGAGCGUGCGCACGUUUUCACUGGCUUUGAGAAUCGCGCAAACCUCAACUUGAUCGACGACAAGUGCUGGUCGGCAUGCUUAAUAGUACGAGUCUACCACAGCAAGCGGAGGCCGAGGCUCGGAAAGAAGGACAAAUGUUCACACACUCAACGGGUAGCCGAGUCGACCGACCUUAAUCUUUGGACGUGGGGACCGUUCUUGGGUGAGAUGUCCGAAAAGAUUCGGGUGGCCAUGGAGUCUGGCCACCGACCGAUUACCCUAGUCGCCGGCGGAUCAGCAGCUGGGUAUCUCAUCGAUGCCGUUCAGAAGCAUGGGUUGGAGAACAAUGAACUGUCGCUGACCUGCCUUUACACAUGCCGCGAUGAAGGACUUUUCCAAUGGGUUACGCAGGUCUUUGCAGCACUGACCAAAGAUGUAGCCAAGGAGAACGUUCGCAUAGUCGUCGCAUUGACUGAUGGCGGUAACGCAGAUGACGCAGAACUAUCGGAUAUGGUUGAAAGUAGGGUCAAGGCCAUUUCAGAUAUCACUGGUCGAUCGUCCUCGUCUGACGAAGAUAGUUCAAAAUCAUCUCUUAGCCUCCAGUAUGGUCGGCUCAACUUUUUUAAGCAAAUUCCACGGCGAAGUCUCGUCUACUUUCAGGGUUCUGGAGGGCUUCAAAAUGCAGUAUCCAAGGGAUGCAAGAGCAAUCGCUGUAGACUGAUCGCCGGACCCGCAUACGAUCAGGACGAGAAGAAGAAGAAGAACUUGCUCGAAGCACUUCGACUAAACUGUUUUGACAGGAAGGGGCAGGUAGUGUAA